AAACUAGUAAACCCCAAAACCCCUAAUUCACUCUCUCAACCACCAUUAACAAUGUCUACCCUUACACCACCACCACCACCACCUUCCAACUCCGACACCACCUCCCUAACUCAUCUCAUUCGUACAACGCUUUCCUACGACACAAACGUAAUGCUCGCCGCAAUCAUUUCCCUUCUCCUCGUCAUCCUUUUCGUCCUCCUUCUCCAUCUCUACACUCGUUGGUUCCUCGUCCAAGCACGUCGUCGUAGCCACAACUCCGUCGCCGUCCCACACGUCUUACAAUCACGAAUCCAUCGUCAUACUUUCACCAUAAUCGACUCGUUACACACUAAUGACCAAGGAAAACAAAUGGGCCUUCCUAUUUCAAUCAUUUCAUCUUUGCCGUUAUUUGUUUAUAAACUAGAUCACCGAGAUUAUAAUCAUAAUAAUCAUGAUUAUGGGUUAGAAUUAGAAUUAGAAUGUGCUAUUUGUUUAAGUGUUUUUGAAGAAAAUGAAAUUGGGAGGAAAUUACCAAGUUGUAGCCAUGCAUUUCACGUGGAAUGUAUUGAUAUGUGGUUGCAUUCUCAUUCCACUUGUCCCAUUUGUCGAGCAUCAAUUAACUAUCAUCACAACACCAAUCAUCAUAAGUCCAAAUCCGAUAAUCCAGAUAUCGAAAUCCCUGAUCAUUUUGAUUUUCAAAAUGAUCAGGAUGAUUCAGAAAGAUUCCUGAUCAAUACUGAUCAAGAAUCGCGAUCAAAUGAUCAUUUAGAGAUCUUGGAAACAAUUGGUAAUGAGAUACCCGAAUCUCGUGUGGAUAUUGUUAUGGAGAAUGGUAGUGAUUCGUCGUCUUCUUUUAUCGAGGAAACGACCAAAAGGUUAAUAUUGAGCUAUAGUAAUAGUUGUAAUAGCAGAUCUGGAGGUAAAAUUUAUCCACCAUCAAAUGGAAAUGAGGAUGAAUCACAAGCUUGAUGUUGAAAAAGGUAUAGGUUUACAUUUAGUGUAGUUAAUUACUUACUUAUGGUAAAAAUGUUAUUGUAUGAAGUAAAAAUAUUGUUUAGUGAACAUGAAAUUUUUUGGAGUGAUCAAAUCACUGAAUUUGGGGUUGUUUAUCUUUGGGUUAUGAAAUCAUCAGGAUGUUUUGUGUGUAACGAAUACAAUUGCUGAUUUUUUAUUUUUUUUUGUUAUUUGUUCA
Molecule: messenger RNA, 1171 nt
Organism: Erigeron canadensis
Lineage: Eukaryota; Viridiplantae; Streptophyta; Magnoliopsida; Asterales; Asteraceae
Product: RING-H2 finger protein ATL17-like
Exons: 1
Coding region: 52-948 (298 amino acids)
Source: RefSeq, a predicted model, not a curated record